Eriocheir sinensis (Chinese mitten crab) is the source of this 600-nucleotide messenger RNA. Its product is annotated as whey acidic protein-like. Gene Ontology annotation, cellular component: extracellular region. The record is from RefSeq and is a predicted model, not a curated record. The transcript has 4 exons. NCBI's taxonomy places the organism in Eukaryota, Metazoa, Arthropoda, Malacostraca, Decapoda, Varunidae. Gene Ontology annotation, molecular function: peptidase inhibitor activity. Bases 94 to 495 code for a protein of 133 amino acids.
GGUCUGGAGCUCAGUCAGCUGCAGAAAGUCGAGGCAGGAUCCCACAUCUUCUCCUAGGCUCAGUCACUGAAUCACACCGCCCCUUCCUUCGCAAUGGUCCCCAGACGCUUCCUUCAACUGGCACUUGCCCUGAUGGCCCUCGUAGCUGUCGCCCAAGCCCUGGGGAAGGGGCAUGGACACGGGUCGUUAACGAAACUGUGCCCAAUCCCGAACGUCAAGGACAUAGUUUGUAUCCAAUACUUAGACCAAUGUCACACAGACUACGACUGCGGCCAUGGGAAGACGUGUUGCCUGGUGCCCAACUGUGGCCGGCAGUGCCAUCCGCGCUAUGGUAACCCAGUGACCAAGCCCGGGGAUUGCCCAGCCAUUCCCCUCUUCGUGCCCAACUGUAGCUACAAGGAUCAGGUCGACGGCUGCCAAAACGACAAGCAGUGCCCGGGAAAUCUGAAGUGCUGCUUCCUCGGCUGUAGCAACCAGUGCACUAAGCCAUUCUAGAAUGCAGCAGAGAAGUGAGCCACGCAGUCAUGCACUUGUCGACGGCUGAUGUGGACGUUCAAUAUUUUUUUACUUCUCUGUUCAUGAAUAAAACAUUGAAAUAGA